AUGCUCCCACUUCUGUUCAUCACGAUCUUCCUCGCUGCCGGCGUCACGGCCAACAAAGUGGCCGGGAAAUACCAAGUCCUCUUCUUCUACCAGCUGUAUAGGCUCGAAGUUGAAGCUUUCGGCCUUGAAGUCUCGCGCAUGGCACCAGGCUGCGCCAAGAAUGGCGUCGUCUGCGACAUGGAGGCCUUUAUGAAGGAAAUCUGCAUUAUCGAUCGGAAACCAAAGUUUGGUGCCGAUAAAAAACCCAUCAUGAUCCCAAAUACCAACAGGCCGGAAAUUUUCGACUAUCCUGAUCUCAACAAGGUGGACUGGGCACGCAUCGGCGAAGGUGCAGACCUUGACGUCUUCGCCACCGAGUUUGACAAGUCUGGUUUCAUGGGCAAACUCGAAAAUGCUAAGAUAUUCAAGGGUUGGAAUCAGGAGAGCACUUUUAAAAACGUCAUGACGGAAGCGGAGGUCAUUGGCACGAAAGCUAUUGCGCAGCUCAAAAAGGAUGGCAAGCCUGCCGAUGAUCGUUCAAACAAGAUGAUUGCGGCGCUCAAGACUCAUGCCGACGCUCGACGAUACGAUCAGGCACAGAAUAUUCUCGAGGGAUUUUCAAAGUACAUGGGGGGAAAACGGUUCACUAUCGUAUAUACUGAUCCUAUAGAGAGGCCGCCAGUGCCGGGUUACCGAAAGAUUGACGUGGAUCGGACCAUCAGCGAUAACCAGGGCAGGGCGGGUUUUAACAAGGUGGAGGAGGUGGUGAAGAACUUUGUUACCAAGGAGAAUUCCGCGAAAAUAUCAUUGAGCCACGUCCAGGCUAUUGUUAAGACAGACGAAAUCCAUGAACAUUUGGCGGAGGCAUGUAAAGCAUGA
Talaromyces rugulosus is the source of this 858-nucleotide messenger RNA. RefSeq lists its product as uncharacterized. Lineage: Eukaryota; Fungi; Ascomycota; Eurotiomycetes; Eurotiales; Trichocomaceae. The transcript has a single exon. The record is from RefSeq and is a predicted model, not a curated record. Bases 1 to 858 code for a protein of 285 amino acids.